Exophiala aquamarina CBS 119918 is the source of this 405-nucleotide messenger RNA. Its product is annotated as small subunit ribosomal protein S24e. The record is from RefSeq and is a predicted model, not a curated record. NCBI's taxonomy places the organism in Eukaryota, Fungi, Ascomycota, Eurotiomycetes, Chaetothyriales, Herpotrichiellaceae. Gene Ontology annotation, cellular component: ribosome. The coding region runs from base 1 to 405 and encodes 134 amino acids. Gene Ontology annotation, molecular function: structural constituent of ribosome. Gene Ontology annotation, biological process: translation. The transcript has 2 exons.
AUGGCCGAUUCCGCGGUUACCGUGCGAACCCGCAAGUUCAUCACCAACCGACUUCUCUCUCGCAAACAAUUCGUUGUUGAUGUCCUCCACCCCAACCGUGCCAACGUGAGCAAGGACGAUCUGCGCGCAAAACUGGCCGAGGUGUACAAGUCAAACAAGGAUCAGAUCAACGUCUUCGGUCUGCGGACACAAUACGGUGGCGGCAAAUCAACAGGUUUCGCCCUGAUCUACGAUUCGGUUGAGGCUCUCAAGAAGUUCGAACCUCACUACAGAUUGGUCCGAGUUGGCCAGGCUACCAAGAUCGAGAAGGCCUCCAGACAACAGCGCAAGCAGCGGAAGAAUCGUUCCAAGGAGUUCAGAGGUACAGCCAAGACGAAGGGCGCCAGCAAGGACAAGAAGAAAUAA